ACCACGCAGCGUAUCUCAUUCGCACACCUCCUCCCCCUCCGCCUCCCCCGCCGUCUCUCAUCCCCGUCUAGCACCACCGCCACCGCCUCCUCCUUCCUCAGGCCUCGCCGCCUCCCAUGAAACCCUAGUUCCCCCAAAACCCAACGCCGCGCCCGCUGCCAUGUUGCGGCCGCUCCAGGCGCCGGACUACAAGUACGUCACCGAGGAGUGCCUCCGCGAAUGGAAGGGCCAGUCCGCCGCCGCCUUCCGCAUCCCCGAUCCGGUCCCCAUGCCGCGCUUCCUCUACGAGCUGUGCUGGGCGACGGUGCUCGGGGACCUGUCGCCGCACAAGUGCCGGGCGGCGCUGGAUUCGGUGGUGUUCGCGGAGGAGGCAUGGCAGGAGGACUCCGGCUCGGUGCUCGCCGACAUCGUCGCCCACCUAGGGCAGGAUAUUACAAUUUCUGGUGAAUAUCGCAACCGUCUUGUCAAAAUGACUAAAUCAUUUGUGGAGUCUUCAUUGAUUGCGCCUAGGCUUCUUCAAGAGCGAUGUGAAGAAGAAUUCCUAUGGGAGGUUGAACAGAGUAAGUCAAAGGGCCAGGAUUUAAAAGCCAUGGAGGUCAGAGUCAACACGCGGCUUCUUUAUCAGCAAACUAAAUUCAACCUGCUAAGAGAAGAAAGUGAGGGCUACGCCAAGUUGGUAACCCUACUUUGUCAAGUCAAUUCAGAUUUGGCUUGCCAAAAUGCUUCUUCAGCUACUAUCAGCAUUAUAAAGUCAUUGAUUGGACAUUUUGACCUGGACCCAAAUCGUGUAUUUGACAUUGUGUUGGAAUGUUUUGAACUCUAUCCAGAUAACAGUAUCUUUUAUCAGCUUAUACCUCUUUUUCCAAAGGUAUUCAUUAGUUUUGAAUAA
This is a messenger RNA of Triticum urartu, 889 nucleotides long. Lineage: Eukaryota; Viridiplantae; Streptophyta; Magnoliopsida; Poales; Poaceae. The record is from RefSeq and is a predicted model, not a curated record.